CCCACCCACACGAAGCUCCUCCUUUGAUAACUUACCUUUCUCAUCCUUAUCAGUUACAAUCUCAUCUUUGGACUAUGUUUAUUAUCAACACGGUGAUUUAAUUGUGAUCAUUGUUUUGACAAUUUAAAACACUGAUUAUCAUUGAAAGUUUUUCUCUUUAAAUUGUUUCAUUAAAAAAUCAUCUUGAUUGAUAAUUACAUGUGCAUCAUUAUGCCUGAUUGUUGUGAAGAGAUUAUUUUAAAUGAUGACAAUUUAACUCAACUUUCAAGUGAAUCAAAUCAAUCUAAUUGUGAUGUUGACUCGUUGUUAUCUUCAUCAACAACAAUUAAAACUGAAAAAUGUGAUUCAAAUAUCAAUCAAGAUGGAGAUUUGAUUGAUAUGGAUGAGGAUAAACAUGACGAUGACAAUGAAAAUCGUGCCGAUUGUGUUAAUCCAUUGGAAAAUAAGGUUAAUUGUGACAAAAGAGUUAAAUCAUCUAAUUCUUCAGUUUUAAAUUAUACAAUUGAAAAUCUACUCAAAUCAUCAAGGAAAUUAUCAUCUUCAUCAUCAACAACUUCAUCCUCAUCACCAACAACGGCGAUUUUACAAUCAACAAUCACUGAAACGUCUUUAAUUACUUAUCCAGCUUAUUAUGAUUAUCGGAGAUUUUUACCUUAUUCAAAUGUUGAACAAGUUUGGAAAUAUAUUGUUCCUCAUCAUCAUAAUAGUAAUACGAUUCACUCGAACGGAAAUGGCUCAGGUCCAAUUCGACAGAAUCGAGGUCCUCGCCGACAAAGAACCACGUUCACCCACGAACAGACACUUCGACUCGAAAUGGAAUAUCAUGUCGCAGAAUAUAUUAGUAGAGGCAAAAGAUUCCAAUUAGCUGAUCUACUCGAUUUGACGGAAAAUCAGAUCAAAAUUUGGUUCCAAAAUCGACGAGCUAAAGACAAAAGAAUAGAAAAAGCCAUAAUGGAACAACAGUUCAGACACUUGAGCUCAUCUAAUUUACCUAAACAAGUGAAUCUUCCUAAUUGUUCAACUUGUAGUUACACCAAACACCAAUUUGAAUCAUCGAUGGGGCCGAAUGUACCUUCAUCAAUUCCCGUUAAUUGUGACAAUCAUCAAGAAUCUCAUCUUGCUGUAAAAAAACACAAAUUAAAAAUUGAGGUUCCAACUGAUGAUAAUUAAAACAAUCGCACAAUUAACUUUGCCUUAAUCGCAAAAAAAAGCAAAAUCAAUUGAUUCAAAUUGUUUCCUUUUCUACCUCAAUUGUCAUGACAAUAUAUUGAUAAUCAAUUGAUUGAUUGAAUUUGUUUAACCAGAGAUUUUGAAUAAACUUGAGAUGACAUUAAUUUCCAAUUGUUAAGUGUAAUUAUAUCAUCAUUGUUAUUAAUGAUUAAGAUAAUAGCGUGCAAAGAUAUUAAGGUGUCAAUAGAUUGUUGGGCGAACAAUCAAAGUUAAUUGUGAGUGUUUAAAUACCUUGGAUGGCGAUAGGAACCAGUGGUGAUUAAGGUGUGAUCAUCAUCAUGAUUAUUGUUAUUACACUGAUGAUGAUGUUAAACAUGAAUGUUCAGCUGAAUGAAUUAGUUUCAGCUGCCAGACUAAUUUAGGUCCAAUCGUGUUAAGACAAUCACAAUUUACCUUUUCUCUUCCAUAGGAUAUAACUUGGAAUCACCAUUAAUCCUUAAUUGUCACGCAAACAAUGAUGGUUCACACUCCAUAAACGUGGUUUAUUAAACAUUUAAU
Messenger RNA from Panonychus citri (citrus red mite), 1728 nucleotides. RefSeq names its product homeobox protein Hox-C3a-like. Gene Ontology annotation, molecular function: DNA binding; DNA-binding transcription factor activity, RNA polymerase II-specific. Gene Ontology annotation, biological process: regulation of DNA-templated transcription. The transcript has 3 exons. The coding region runs from base 199 to 1170 and encodes 323 amino acids. The record is from RefSeq and is a predicted model, not a curated record. NCBI's taxonomy places the organism in Eukaryota, Metazoa, Arthropoda, Arachnida, Trombidiformes, Tetranychidae.